CCGCGCCGCUAAGACAUGGGCUCCGUAGGAGCACGCCCCGCGCUGGCGGCCGCCCUGCUCUGCCUGGCCCGCCUGGCUCUCGGCUCUCUGUGCCCCACCGUCUGCCAGUGCCCGGCCGCCGCGCCGCAGUGCGCCCCGGGCGUGGGUCUGGUGCCGGACGGCUGCGGCUGCUGCAAGGUCUGCGCCAAGCAGCUGAACGAGGACUGCAGCCGGACGCAGCCCUGCGACCACACUAAGGGGCUGGAGUGCAACUUCGGCGCCAGCCCCGCAGCCACCAAGGGCAUCUGCAGAGCACAGUCUGAGGGGAGACCGUGCGAAUACAACUCCAAAAUCUACCAGAACGGCGAAAGCUUCCAGCCCAACUGCAAGCACCAGUGUACGUGCAUAGAUGGAGCUGUGGGCUGCAUCCCGCUCUGCCCGCAGGAGCUCUCCCUCCCCAACCUGGGCUGCCCCAGCCCCAGGCUGGUCAAAGUGCCUGGGCAGUGCUGCGAGGAGUGGGUCUGCGAUGAGAGCAAGGAUGCGCUGGAGGAGCUGGAGGGCUUCUUCAGCAAGGAGUUUGGUCUGGACGCUUCUGAGGGCGAACUGACCAGGAACAACGAGCUGAUUGCCAUUGUGAAGGGAGGCCUGAAGAUGCUACCUGUUUUUGGAUCUGAGCCACAAAGCCGAGCUUUUGAGAACCCCAAAUGCAUUGUGCAAACAACUUCCUGGUCCCAGUGCUCAAAGACGUGUGGGACCGGCAUCUCCACCAGAGUCACCAACGACAAUCCCGACUGCAAGCUCAUCAAGGAGACCAGGAUAUGUGAAGUGAGGCCAUGUGGCCAGCCCAGCUACGCCUCCCUAAAGAAAGGAAAAAAAUGUACCAAGACUAAGAAGUCCCCAUCCCCCGUAAGGUUUACUUAUGCUGGAUGCUCCAGUGUGAAGAAGUACCGCCCCAAGUACUGUGGGUCUUGUGUGGAUGGCAGGUGCUGUACUCCCCAGCAGACCAGGACUGUCAAGAUCCGGUUCCGCUGCGAUGAUGGAGAAACCUUCACCAAGAGUGUCAUGAUGAUCCAGUCCUGCCGCUGCAACUACAACUGUCCGCAUGCAAACGAAGCUUAUCCCUUCUACAGACUGGUCAAUGACAUCCACAAAUUUAGGGACUAAGUAGUAUUUGGGGUGGGAUGUUAAACAGAAUUCUGAAGUAACCAGCCAUGGAGAAAGGACCUCUGAUGGAAGUGGUGCCUUGCCCAUUCGAGGGCAAUAUGAGAUAUUACAAGAGUGCACUGUGCAAAUGGACACUAAUGCAACAGAGAUUUAAGCAUAGUUAAAGCUUCAUAGUACUGGAGCAACUUUACUGCUUCUUUUUGGAGCACCUUUAUCUUAUACUGUUUUCUGUUUGUAAGUGAUCUGAUGUUUUAUUCCGGUUAUGAAAACUUUUCCUUUCCUGUUCAGUUUAACACUAUGCUUUUCCCCUCCCCUCCAUCUUCUCCCCUACUUUCCCAACCAAGUUGGAAGUUACAUUCCUUCCUGAGGUGGGCACUUGUGGGGUGUUCACAGUGGCAGCUAUUAUGUACCAACUGUAGUUUAAUGGCAAACAGAAAUCAGUUGUUUUAAAGCUGAGUAUUUUAUUUAUCAAACUGUAGCUCUUGUUUUCUUUUUUUUUUUUUUUUUUUUAACCCCUUCGAACCCCUGUAAUACUGGAAUAAGUUGUAAAUGAUUUUAAUUUUAUAUUCAAUGAAUUAAAAGAAUUUAUUUAUGGAAUUAAUCAUUUAAUAAAGAAAUAUUUACCUAACUAUUCUUAGUAGAGAGCAUCUUGAAAGGCAACAGACUUCAGCUCCUUUCCAGGACCACUUGGAAUCGUCUGGAAACCAAAACAGGCUCCACCCCAGGUACAGCAAUGAAUGAGUAAGCUGAGUCUUUGGGUAAAUGGUAUUUUGAAGUGGUAUAUGCAAUCUGUCACCCUGUGCACUAGAAAGUGUAUACAGAGAAAGCUUCCUGGCACUGAAAGCAAACGUUUGGAAGAGAGACUGAAAUGUUAAUUAGUCUGUCAGAUUAUUCAAACUGUCCUGGAAUUUGCAACAUAAGGCACUUCAUUAGAAUGCAGUGUGUGCACAGUGAUGUUGAGCACUGGGGUGGGAGCGGUGGGCAGGUCUCACAUUUUUGGUGGCUGCUUUCUGCAAAUUAAUGGAGUUCAGUGGAAGAAGAAUGUUUCCUACAGUCUGCAGGAGGUAGUUGGCUUUCACUAAAUUCAAAUUAAAUGAGCUUGAAGCAAUGACUUUUGUUAAUCCUAAUAACCCAGUGAUGAAAAGUAAACAUACUGUUAACAGGAGAAGAAUGUGAGGAAUUUCAAGUACUUUUCCAAUAGAGUAAAAGGCAAAGCAGCCAAUCUUCUCCCUUCUCCGCCUUCCCUUCCCACUUAUUAAAUAUGUAACUACACUUCAGGGAUGGGGAUGACAUUUAGUGAACCAAGGGAGUCCUAAGAUAGCUAGCUGGCGUGCAUUAAGAAAGUGACACUUAAAAAUAAUCUACAGCAGGAACUGAGAAAGCUGUGUGAACCGUUUGUGCUAUGCUGGUUAGCAUAAAGCUGUACUACAGAUAAGACUGAAAGGAAACCUGCAGCACCAUUUUUUCCUCCUCAUCGUCAGUCUUCUGGCAUAAGCCCUUCCUGUGGCCUUUACUAAGGAAAGCACUUCUAUAAAGCAGCAACUGAUGGUGUGGUUUUGGAAUUGUGAAGCAGAUGUGUAAGUGGUUAAGAGUUCACUUCUCAUUUGAUUAGGCAUAAAUACUUCAAUAAAAUAAAUGGCCAAAUAUCUCGCUGGCAGUUAAUGCUUUGCCUGAAAAAAUUACAGCUGUCUCUCUUCUGCUCAGUCAAGUUUUCUCCCCGGAGGCGUUCACAGCUUCAGCUGUUUUGGAAUUUACCACCUGGCCACCAGUCUUAGCUGCACCUAAACCUGUCUGUACAAUACUUGUUGACAGCAAGAGCGUAAAACACAGUGAAGUGC
Molecule: messenger RNA, 2981 nt
Organism: Centrocercus urophasianus (Greater sage-grouse)
Lineage: Eukaryota; Metazoa; Chordata; Aves; Galliformes; Phasianidae
Gene: CCN1
Product: cellular communication network factor 1
Exons: 5
Coding region: 16-1143 (375 amino acids)
Biological process (GO): signal transduction
Cellular component (GO): extracellular region
Molecular function (GO): protein binding
Source: RefSeq, a predicted model, not a curated record